Molecule: messenger RNA, 4069 nt
Organism: Austrofundulus limnaeus
Lineage: Eukaryota; Metazoa; Chordata; Actinopteri; Cyprinodontiformes; Rivulidae
Gene: spon1a
Product: spondin 1a
Exons: 16
Coding region: 189-2609 (806 amino acids)
Biological process (GO): cell adhesion
Cellular component (GO): extracellular matrix
Source: RefSeq, a predicted model, not a curated record
UCCUCCUCCUCCUCCUCCUUCACACCAGGAUGGAUCAGCCCUGCUAACAGCCGCACAAGUCUACUCCAGCAGCUGACAAGUUGGAGUUUGAUUUAUUUUUUUGGUUGAAGCUGAGGCAAACGUUCUUUCCCCCCCAAACAUCUGACAACAUCUCCUUUCAUCAAACAGGCAGCGGGGAAACCAGAAACAUGUCAGCAACAGGAGUAGACCCGCGCUUUGUGCUCCUGUUCUGCUUUUUCUCCUCCGCGGCGAGCGAUGCGUUCGCGUUCACUGAGGAGCCGUCCGACAGAGCCGUGAAGGCGGACAGCUACUGCAGCCGGAUCCUCCGGGCUCAGAGCAACCGGAAGGAGACCAACAACGAGUUUCGGCUCCGCGUUGAGGGAGACCCGGAGAGCUACCAGCCCGGGAGCACCUACAGAGUGAGUCUGACUGCAUCUACCCCAUCCUACUUCAGAGGGUUUACCCUUAUUGCUCUAAAGGAGGGUGCAGAGGGAGACAAGGAUGACGACUAUACUGGAAAUUUCCAGAUCAUCGAUGAGGAAGAAACACAGUUUAUGACUAACUGUCCUCCAGCAGUGACAGAGAGCACUCCUCGCAGGAGAACCAGUAUUCAGGUGUUUUGGACGGCACCCCCUAGUGGCACCGGCUGUGUUCUUCUAAAGGCAAGCAUUGUGCAGAAAAGGAUAAUUUAUUUCCAGGAUGAAGGUGCACUCACAAAACGAAUGUGUGAGAAAGAAUCCUUGUAUGGAGAAGGCACAGAUAAACCUCUGCUGGACUGUUGUGCUUGUGGGACGGCGAAGUAUAGAGUUACAUUUUAUGGAAACUGGUCAGARAAGAUUCAUCCCAAAGACUAUCCCCGUCGUGCCAAUCACUGGUCAGCUCUCAUUGGAUCCUCCCACUCAAAAAAAUAUGUGCUGUGGGAAUAUGGAGGCAUUUCCAGUGAUGGAGUUAAACAAGUAGCUGAGCUGGGCUCCCCGGUUAAGAUGGAGGAGGAGAUCAGACAGAAGGGUGAUGAUGUUCUAACAGUCAUCAAAAUGAAAGCUCAGUGGCCAGCYUGGCAGCCCUCAAAUGUGCGUGCUGCCCCMUCAGCCGAGUUCUCUGUUGACCGAACUCGCCACCUCAUGUCCUUUUUGACCAUGAUGGGACCCAGUCCAGACUGGAACGUGGGCCUGUCAGCAGAGGACUUGUGUACCAAAGAGUGUGGUUGGGCCCAAAAAGUGGUCCAGGACYUAAUCCCAUGGGAUGCUGGUACUGACAGUGGGGUGUCGUAUGAGUCUCCCAACAAACCUACGKUGCCCCAGGACAAGAUCCGUCCCUUGACCAGUCUGGAUCAUCCUCAAAGCCCGUUUUAUGAUCCGGAGGGAGGUGCCAUUACUCCUGUGGCAAGGGUUGUGGUGGAACGCAUUGCCAGAAAGGGUGAACAGUGCAACAUUGUGCCCGAUAAUGUAGAUGACAUUGUAGCAGACAUUGCCCAGGAGGAGAAGGAAGAAGAUGAUACUCCUGAAACAUGCAUCUACUCCAACUGGUCUCCGUGGUCUGCUUGCAGCUCGGCCACUUGUGAAAAGGGUAGACGGAUGAGGCAGAGGAUGCUGAAAGCCCAGUUGGACCUGAGUGUUCCCUGUCCACACACUCAGGACUUUGAGCCAUGCAUGGGACCUGGAUGCAGUGAUGAAGGUUCUUCCACCUGCAUGAUGUCAGAGUGGAUUACGUGGUCUCCGUGCAGCAUGUCCUGUGGGGCAGGCACACGUUCCCGGGAACGUUACGUGAAACAGUUCCCCGAUGAUGGCUCUGUGUGUACUGUGCCCACACAAGAAACGGAGGGCUGUGUGGUUAACGAGGACUGCUUGCCCAGCAGUUGCCUGGUUACAGAGUGGGGUGAAUGGGACACGUGUAGUGCUACUUGUGGUCUUGGCAUGAAGAGGAGAGAGCGCUUGGUGAAGAUGCCUCCUGCCGAUGGCUCCAUUUGUGGAGCAGAGGUUCUGCAAGUGGAGAAGUGCAUGAUGCCAGAUUGUCAUACAAUCCCAUGCCUGCUGACCCCGUGGUCAGAGUGGAGUGACUGCAGCGUGACAUGCGGGAAGGGUCUGAGGACACGACAGCGCAUGUUCAAAUCUCCUGCAGAGCUGGGAGAGUGUACUGAAGAGGUAGAACAGGUGGAGAAGUGUAUGCUGCCAGAGUGUCCCAUAGACUGUGACAUGUCAGAGUGGACCGAGUGGUCCGAGUGCAAUAARUCCUGUGGGAAAGGUCACACGAUUCGGACUCGCAUUGUGAUGAUGGAGCCCCAGUUYGGAGGAGACCCCUGUCCGGAAACUAUCCAGAGGAAGAAAUGUAAGAUUAGAAAGUGCAACCGAGGGCAAGGCAACGUUGAGGAGAAGAGACGACGCAAGGAGCAGCGUGAAAAACGGAGGAGCAAACAAGGCAGGGCUGAGGGGAACACCGAGCAUCCAGGGUGUAGAAUGAGACCGUGGUCAAGCUGGACAGAAUGUACCAAACUAUGUGGUGGAGGUAUUCAAGAACGACUCAUGUCAGUAAAGCAGAAGAUUAAGACUGUCCAGCUGUCCAGCUGCAAGGACAGGAAGGAGAUCCGAGCKUGCAAUGUCCACCCCUGCUAGGAAGUUGAGAGCGAACRGGGCGGCUGACAAGAGGAAGGCUGGAAAUUGAACUGACAGUGGGGACUGGGAACAGCAGAAGGAACACUGUUGCACAAUGACCCAAUGCACUCUGUUUAGGGCUGAAAUGACACAUUUUUAAAUUUUCAUGGGGCAAAUCCAGAGCUCAGGUCAAUUGUUAAAUGAAAAUGAACUACAUGAUCUCUUUAAAAAAAACUCUGGAUUCAAUUUUGGUUUAACCUGCUGUGCUUUUAAAUUAGCUCUGACACACAUGUAACUUUUUUUUUGCAACAUUACUGUAAACUUGUUGUGGUAUAUGUCUUGAGAAAUAUAAUUACGAAUGAUGAACUGAUAAAACAAAAAGAAAAAGAACUGUUAAUCUUGUGGUGUCCCUAAACAACCCAUUCUCACUCCCAAGUCGUCACAUAUUGACACUUUUCCAAGGUUCCCUCUGCGUCCAAUUUUGACGCGUCGGGUACCCCCCCUCACGUCAGUUAUUGACAAGAUGGGGCGGAAUACGCUGUCAUAAUAUCAGAAAAUGUAGAAAAUGCACCAAAACUACUGUCUUAAAGCCUAAAAUCACCUUUAUUCACUUUAGACAUGCUGUCCCUGACCCUAGUAUGUAAAAUUAACCAUUUUUAGAAAUUGUAGGAAAUUAAUGUGAACCACGUGUUCCAAAGCCUAAAAUUACAUAAYAUUCGCCCAAGACAUGCUAUCCCUGACCCCACUACCUAAAAUUAACCAUUAACCCUGAUCCCUAAAAUUAACCACAGACCCCAAGUCAAAGACCCCUAUAUUUUGCGUCUCAACGCAUCAAACCCGGACGCCAAGGGAACACGGAAACGCUUGGUACAUCAAAAMCUGAUGCGACAGGYGUACCUGAAGCGUCAAAAUAAGAYGCAGUGGGGACCUUGGAAAAGCGUCAAUAUGUGACGAGUCGGGACUGAGAAUGUGUUACCCUAAAUACAUAAGUAUAUUCCAGACUUUAAAGCACAGGGGCCCAAUGAUUCCAAUGUUUUAUAUGCCUCCAUUUGCUCAGUUGUUUGUAGGAAACAUCAUUUUGUUAUCUUUCUUUUUAAAGGCCACUAAAUUGUUGUCUAUAUACUUGCAUCAAGAUUGACAUUUUUAUGAUUUAGGACAUUGUUUUAAAGCAUUGUUUUUUUUAAUAAGAAUGUGUGAAGAUUCCUACCAAAGUCUUGUGUAGCUGUUUUCUAGAURUAUGUUUUUUUCUUUAUUGUUGUCCCUCUAACACAUUAAUAUUUUGAAAAAAAUAUUACCUUUACAAUAAAAGUAAAUGUGACAAGUUGUCACAUGGAUUUGUCUUUUUUUGUGGAGAUUACAAAGAAAUAAAGGUGGAUUUUGAUUCAUACUUUGGCUGCCACUAGAUGGUGAUAACAAGCUUAUAUCAUAUAUUGCUCAUUCCUGAGACUGUAACAUCUGAUUUUCUGCUGUCCAUGUAGAUA